AUGACGGAGGUAGACGUGCGGCCGCAGCGCGCCCACCACAGUCUCGGUGGACCGGAACCCUCCAGCCACGCAGAGAUUGUCGACGUAGCGGUGGUUGGUGCUGGCGCCGCUGGCCUCACCGCAGCUCGCAGCCUGUCCGCUCACGGGCUCCGUGUCGUGGUGCUCGAGGCUGGGUCCAAGGUGGGUGGCCGAGUGCUGGCCGACAAAUCACUCGCACCGUGGCCCCUCGAGCUCGGGCCCGAAUUUCUCCACGGCGAGCAUCACAACGCGCUCCUGCGGCUGGUCGCCGACGGCAUCGAGGGCAAGCCAGAGGCGUCGCUGGUCGAGCUCGAGUGGCCGAACUACUACUUUUUCGGAAAGGAGGCCGUCCUGAUGCUAGCGGAGGAGGCGGACGAGCAGCCGGACGUCGCACUGAUGCACGAGAGCUUCGAGAAGCUCGGCGAGAUCUCGCCAGCCACUUUCUCGGCUCGUGAGAUGGCUCCUCCGCCCUGCGGAGCGGAGGCGGAGGGGGAGCCGACGCUGCUGCAGUACUUUGCCAGCUGCGGCCUCUCCUCGCGCGUGCUCGACCUGGCCGAUGCCAUCUUUGCCAACGAUUACGGCGCGGACAUGUCGGAUGUCGGGCUGCACGAGGUGAUGCACGAGCAGCGCCACUGGACGUACGGCGAGAAGUACCUGGACGCGAUGGAGUCGCUCGGUCGCGGCCUGGACGUGCGAACAGCGUGGCGCGUGCAGCGCAUCGACGCGUCUCCGACCGGCUGGGGCGCGGACGGCGCCGCCGUCGAGCUCAGCGCCGCCGACGGCCGAGUGGCAGGAGCGAUCCGCAAGCUCAAGAUGGGGUCCGCGCUCAAGCUGAUGCGGCCCGACGCGGCGCCGCCCUACACCAUCGUCGGCUUUGUGGCGGGCGCGCGGGCGGAGCGGGUGGGGAGGCUGCCGCACGCAGACAUCGCUCGCCGGAUGCUCGCCCAGUUCGAUGGGAUGUUUGGCAGCGGCGACGACCCCCACCCCGCGAGCAGCAGCUGCGACGGCUUCCUCGUCAAGGACUGGGCCGCCCACCCCCACGUCCACGGCGCCUACUCGCACCCGACGCGCGGCGCGCAUGGCGCGCGGCCCGCGCUGGGGGAGGCGGCGCACGGCUGCAUCUUCCUCGCGGGCGAGGCGUGCCACGCCGGCGUCAACCCGUGCAUCCACGGCGCGAUGGAGACGGGAGAGCAGGCGGUGCUGGUCUUCCCUACAGCCGCAGUCGCGGAGCCGGCUGUGGGUGUCCUCCGCCUCCAGCUCAGCCGCCGCAUCGAGCUCCGCCUCAUACGCGUGUGGCUGUGGGCGACGGAGCCGCCGCUGCGGCCUUCCGCCGUCGGGGCGACGGCGACGGCGGCAGCGGGCCGGGCGGCGGCGGCGACGGUGGCGGUGGUAAGGGCGGCAGCAGCGAAUAAGGCGGCGGCGAGGGCGGCGGCGGCGGCGGAGGAGGCGGGCUCGGUGGGGGCGGCGACGGUGGAGGCGGCGGGGCGGCGGCGGGCGGCGGCGGCGGCGAGAGGGGGAGGCCACGACGGCGGCGGCGGGCUGCGCGGCGGCGGGCUGGGCGGCGGCGACGACGACGACGGCGGCGGCGGCGGCGGCGGCGGGCUCGGUGAGGGCAGCGACGGUGGAGGCGGCGAGGGAAGCGGCGGGCUACACGGCGGCGGCGAGGGCGGCGGCGGCAAGGACGGCGGCGGCGAGGGGGGAGGCGGUGACAGCGGCGGCGGGCUGGACGGCGGCGGCGACAGCGGCGGCGGCGACGGCGAUCUGCUUCUCCUCGCGGCCUCCGUCGAUGGGAUCCUGUCGGCAGCCGGGCGGCGGCCGGACGGUUCGUGGCGGUGUCAGCCAUGCUGGACCGGCGGCAGCGAGGCCGACGGGCGUGGCUGCGGCGACAACGGCGGCUUGGCCCGUGACGGCGACGGCGCUGACGGCAGAGCAGCUGCGGCCGGCACGGGCGGGUGCGGCCGAGCAGCGCGGCGCUCACAGCAGGCGGCCGGCGUGGCGGCGGCGACGGCGCCGCACGAGGAAGCGGUGGCGCAGCCGCGCAUGACAGGCUGCGUCGGCACGGGAGGCGCUGCGGGCGGGAAGGUGGAGCGGGCUGCGGAGCGGCAGAUUAGUGGCAGUGGCGACGGGCGGGGCGGCAGCGAGCAGGGUGGCGAGUGA
Messenger RNA from Emiliania huxleyi CCMP1516, 2175 nucleotides. RefSeq lists its product as hypothetical. Lineage: Eukaryota; Haptophyta; Isochrysidales; Noelaerhabdaceae. The record is from RefSeq and is a predicted model, not a curated record. The transcript has 13 exons. Gene Ontology annotation, molecular function: oxidoreductase activity. Bases 1 to 2175 code for a protein of 724 amino acids.